Messenger RNA from Trypanosoma grayi, 495 nucleotides. RefSeq lists its product as hypothetical. NCBI's taxonomy places the organism in Eukaryota, Euglenozoa, Kinetoplastea, Trypanosomatida, Trypanosomatidae. The record is from RefSeq and is a predicted model, not a curated record. The transcript has a single exon. The coding region runs from base 1 to 495 and encodes 164 amino acids.
AUGGAAAAUGGCUACAGGGAUUCACUCUCCGGAAGCAAGAAGGUGGAGUCGCUGGCCGACUUUCAAGUUUGUGAAAGUCUGCUCUUCGAACUUGACUCGGAGGAGGACGACCUCUUCCUCGCGAUCGAUGCUGUUGGGCAACAGCUGAUGCCGUCCUCGUGCUUCACUGACGAGGAUCUCUCCAAGGUCCUCGGUGUCUCCAGCGCAUCCAAUAGCUGCACAAGGAUUCAGCCGGAAGCCACACUGAGCCACGACGCGCCACUGCAAGGGCCCGGCGUUCUGCGAGGCGUCCACAUUCCUGCAGCAAAGUCAAGGGAAAAAAAGCCUGGCCGAGGACGCAAACGGAACCAGGAGAAAAACACCACCCGUAAUGCGGAAGAACGUCAGAGAAAACAAAAAAAAAAUUCGUUUCGUAUUGGCGGUAACCAUAAGUUUCGGGUGAUUAAAUCUCUUACCGAGGAUGACCUCAAAAACGAUGAUGACUACCGCCGCUAG